Sclerotinia trifoliorum is the source of this 1476-nucleotide messenger RNA. Lineage: Eukaryota; Fungi; Ascomycota; Leotiomycetes; Helotiales; Sclerotiniaceae. The record is from the annotation of a GenBank genome assembly.
UUCGAAGAAAUUUCCUUACCGAAACACCAUCAGUCAGAAUUACUCAACUCUAGUUCCUCACAAAACGAAUGGUCGCAAUUUGAGCGUGACCACUUCCUCACAGCAUUACCAUCUGUCGACAUUGUCUCCUUUGAAGGCUUGAAGCCAGAAUUUUCCGAAAGGAUUUUCGAGCUCGUCUUGGAGGGACUCGCGAAAUAAAACAUAAUGAAGACGCCACAGGAAUGCCAGAAACUUUAUGAUGGUUUGGUUGAGAAAGGAAGCAACUCUAAGGCAAUGGAACAAAAGGAAAGUUUGAUCAAAAUCUUCGACCGUUAUUUGACUGAAAUCUUUGGCAAGUAUGCAAGCAAUCAUCAGGGAUCGGAAAAGUCUGGACUGGAAGAGGAGAAUAACACAGCAAGAGAGACGAGUAGUAUCAAGGUGGAGCCACUUCUUCGGGACGAAAACUUGAGUCUUCAACUUGAGUCUUCAACACAAAGAUAAUAGCGAGCCUGCCAACUCUUACCUGACAUUUGACUGCUGAUCACCACAGGAAGAUCAGUGCUUAUACGAGGAGUACAAGGCCAACUUUGAAGACAAUAAGUAUGACGGACGUCUCGCUGAACAUCGAUGGAAUUCGAUCGCUCGCAAUCUUGAAGCUCGAGGAUUUCCAAGAAGGACAAGGGGCUCUUGUGCUAGUCACUGGGCAGUCAAGCGCAGUUAUAUUGGUUAUAAUGAAAAUUGCACUUUGAUGGAUUACCAUCUUUGCACAGUCAAUACUAACCUCUAAUAAUAGAUCAGGGAAUAAUACGUCGAAGAAGCGGCGCAGCGCGGUUUAGAUAUUGUUCUUACGGAAGCACAGCGAGACGAGCUUGACGUUGCUUAUAAGAUUAAAGCAUCCGGAUAAUGAAACGGAAGCUGCUUUGGCAGAGCGAGUGGAACUGCUCCCCUAGAAGUGAAGGUAUGUGUUCAAUUACUGUAUUUCUUUUGUAAAUAGCAUUUUAACUUUGUCCUUUCAAGACAUGGCUCGAAAAGAAGAAUGGCAGAAGAGGGUCAACGGAACAUUCGAGGAAAAGGCAACGCCUGACGAGCCCACAUAACGACAAUUUUUACUCAGCUUCCCCAGUCACUGCUUCCCGAGCGAAUCAUAUAGCAACAUCAUUUAAAUCUCAACCAACAAAGCAAGAGUUUGAAGGUAUGACUUCUUUCUCAAAGUCAACACUUUCUGAAUCAUCAAACCUUGAUGUCGGCUUUCCGAAGAACUUUGCAGAUUUCUGUAUGCAAUAGCGACAAAGAUUAGAGUCAGAAUACAAAGAAUGCCAAACGACAAUACAAGAGGCAGGGGACGGUAUCACGAAGCACGAGCUCGAGGCCCGGAAGAACCUUCUUGCCGUCCAGAUAUUGAAGAAACAACUCGAUGUAGAAGAGCGGAGGUUGGAGUUAUUGCGCAGGCACAUUAAGAGGUUACAAUGAUGGAGUUUUAGAUGUAAGUGCAGAGUG